Messenger RNA from Caenorhabditis remanei, 1875 nucleotides. RefSeq lists its product as uncharacterized. NCBI's taxonomy places the organism in Eukaryota, Metazoa, Nematoda, Chromadorea, Rhabditida, Rhabditidae. Gene Ontology annotation, cellular component: spindle microtubule; spindle midzone; chromosome passenger complex. Gene Ontology annotation, molecular function: protein kinase activity; ATP binding. The transcript has 9 exons. Gene Ontology annotation, biological process: regulation of cytokinesis; mitotic spindle organization; protein phosphorylation. The record is from RefSeq and is a predicted model, not a curated record. The coding region runs from base 1 to 1875 and encodes 624 amino acids.
AUGACGUGCCGAAUCGAUAUCUUGGAUCCUGUUGAUAUUGCACUCGUUGACGACGAAUUGGUUGCUGUACUAUCCAAAGAUUCCGUUUCAUUCUACUCAACGACUGCCUCGUGUCUUCUUGAGAGCCACCGUGUCGACGAAGGAGUCAAUACAGUUUAUGCGGAGAAGAACAACGUAUACCUUGUGGGAAAAGAGCCAAUCGUCUACACUAUCGAUACAAACAAAUCCACUCUUCGUCAAACCAAUUCGUUGCCCGGAAUCACUAACUGGAAAUGCAACGACUUUCACAAAUUGGAGAAAGUUCUCCUUUUGCAUCCGAAAAAAAGUGGUGUGCUCACCAAGUCGAUACUCCUGUAUGACGUUAAAACAGAUUCAGUUGUUCGAGAGCUCAAGACCGAUGUGGUAUCUUCAUCAUCGAAGUUUCGUAAGGAAAGCUACGAAGUAAUGACAACUGGUAUGAAUGAUUGGUCGAUGUAUGACCUAAGAGGGUCUUCGAAAAAGGCCGUGUACUCGUUUUCACUCAAAGGAUCGACUGUGAAACAAGGCUACAAAACCAAUUUGUCCUAUUGCGAGACGGUUGACAAAGAUGUUCACCGAUUAUUUACGUGGAGUGGAGAAACGCAACCCUCCGAAAGGUGGUCUUUCGACGAAAAAAAAUGGUUCCUCGGAUUAAUUGAUGGAAACCGUGCGUCGGACGCGUUCGUGAUGCACGGAACUUUCAAAAAUUCGCAGCUUGUGCUCACUGACGUCAAAAAUGUAGCUGAUCACAAACCAACCUCAUUCUUCAAAUAUGGAGUGAAAUCACCAAACCAGACAAUGUUUGAUAUUUUGCCUGGAAAAGUGUUUGCCACAGGCUGCUCCACGGGAGUCAUGUUACAGUCUGCUGAAUUUGACGUUGCUAACUACAAAAAUCACUCAGAGAAACUGAGAGAAGCGUGUCGUAAAGCAAAAAGUCGUGUGACCGAAGACAAAGAGAUGAAAGAGCUGAAAAAAAUCAAUGAUCGAUAUGAAGCCGCCGGAAAGCGGGACGAAGACAUAAACGUCUACGAUAACGACGUGACAGAAGAAAAGUUCAUAAUUGGAAAGCUGUUGGGAACAGGAUCGUUCGGUAGUGUGUUCAAAUGUACAUCGAAAAAAAGCGACAAGGAGUUCGCUCUGAAGUACGUCAUGAAUCAAACCAGCAUACUUUCCAAAAAAUUUGAAAUUGAGCGGGAAGUUUUGAUACAACGAGAACUUCGUCACGAAAACAUAGUGAAGAUGUACGCCGCCUUCAGAUCGAAUAUCAAUAUCUGCUUUGUUCUCGAACUUAUGCAAGAAUCACUUUACGACGUUUUGAACGAAAAACGAGGACAUGUGAUGAAUGUGAAGGAUAUCGCCAGGAUGACUGAAUGCGUGGCGAACGCCCUGUCGUAUUGCCACCAAAGGUGCAUUAUCCAUCGUGAUCUCAAGCCCCAAAAUAUUUUACACAACUUAGAAGGAGUGUACAAAGUGACGGAUUUCGGAAGUGCUACCGACGAAAGGCACGGAACGUUUUGCGGAACGCAAGGAUACAUGGCACCAGAAGUGAUCACUCGUUCGAAACAGACCACAGCCCUCGAUUGUUAUUCGCUUGGAAUUGUCAUCCAUCAAUGUACUCAAGGGAAACUGCCAUUCCAGCUACCGACUGGACACGUAUCUGACUACAUGGUCUCGAAAUGCAAAUAUAAUCCACCGGUAACGAUGAACCUGAGUAUCCGCGCUCUGACACAAAUGCUCAUCAGAAAAAAUGCGGAAGAGAGAUGGACGGCUAAUCAAGUUCUCGGCAGUCAACUCAUCAGGGACUAUCGCCAUCAGACACAAGAUGAUGUCUACAAGCGGGAGCGUCAACUCAUCUAA